Messenger RNA from Loxodonta africana (African savanna elephant), 1682 nucleotides. Its product is annotated as olfactory receptor 7A17-like. Gene Ontology annotation, cellular component: plasma membrane. Gene Ontology annotation, biological process: G protein-coupled receptor signaling pathway. The record is from RefSeq and is a predicted model, not a curated record. Bases 138 to 1154 code for a protein of 338 amino acids. NCBI's taxonomy places the organism in Eukaryota, Metazoa, Chordata, Mammalia, Proboscidea, Elephantidae. Gene Ontology annotation, molecular function: G protein-coupled receptor activity; olfactory receptor activity. The transcript has a single exon.
UACUAAGAGUGGGAUAGGAAUUUCUAAUUGGUGAUGGUACUAGGGAUUUCCUAAAUAGGACCAGAUCCAUAGUCAAAAUAGAAGAAUUACUUUCUAGAGUGCAAAGUAGGAAGUAUAGCAUUUCUGCUAUAUUUGAAAUGCUUGUAUAUGUAAAAAUUAGUCAUGUCCUGUUUCUCUUUCCUGGCAGUAGCAUCAACCAUAUGGAACCAGGAAAUAAUACACAAAUUUCAGAAUUUCUUCUUAUGAGCUUUUCAGAGGGAUCAAAGUUGCAACCCUUCCUCUUUGGGCUGUUCCUGUCCAUGUACCUGAUCACCCUGCUUGGAAACCUGCUCAUCAUCCUGGCUGUCAUUUCGGACUCCCAUCUCCACACUCCCAUGUACUUCUUCCUUGCCAACCUUUCCUUUGUGGACAUCUGUUUUACCUCUACCACUGUCCCAAAGAUGCUGGUGAAUAUCCAGAUGCAGAGCAGAGUCAUUACCUAUGAAGGCUGCAUCACCCAGAUGUACUUUUUUGUACUUUUGGGAGCCUUGGACAACUUCCUCCUGACUGCAAUGGCUUAUGACCGCUUCGUGGCCAUCUGUCACCCCCUUCACUACACAGUUAUCAUGAACCCCCGGCUCUGUGAAUUGCUGGUUCUGGUGUCCUGGAUCAUCAGUAUCUUGAAUUCCUUGUUAGAAAGUUUAAUGGUGUUGCGGCUGUCCUUUUGUACAGAUGUGGAAAUCCCCCACUUUUUCUGUGAACUUAAUCAGGUGAUCCAACAUGCCUGUUCUGACACCUUCAUCAAUGACACAGUAAUGUAUUUUGCAGCUGUGCUGCUGGGUGGUGGUCCACUUACUGGGAUUCUUUUCUCCUACUGUAAGGUUUUUUCCUCCAUUCGUGUAAUCUCAUCAGUUCAGGGGAAGUGUAAAGCAUUUUCUACCUGUGCAUCUCACCUCUCCGUUGUCUCCUUAUUUUUUUGUAGUAUCCUAGGAGUGUACUUUAGUUCUGCUGCUACACACAAUGCAUACUCAGUUGCAGUAGCCUCAGUGAUGUACACUGUGGUCACACCCAUGCUGAACCCCUUCAUCUAUAGCCUUCGAAAUAAAGACAUAAAGGGGACCUUGAGGAAAUUGCUUGUGAGGGAAGCCAUGAAACAGCCAUUUUCUCAGGGCUGAAUAAGAUGCUAUGACUUUAGGGCUCAAGCCCUCAGAGCCAGAAAUCAUGAUCCUUUGAUCAGAUCAUAGAGGUAGAAUCUGCCUCUUUGAUUUUAAGCAAUUCCCUUUAUUGAAGUGGUGUGUAUAAUAUCCAGACAGUUUUUCCUUUUCUCCAAUUUUCUAUUUUCCCAAGUUAUUCCAACCAGGAUCAGAAACUAUUUGAAUAUUCCCAUUUAUCACUCAGGGCAACAUUGACUUCUUCUUCUUCUUUUUUUUUUUUAAUAAUUUUUAUUCUGCUUUAAGUGAAAGUUUACAAAUCAAGUCAGUCUCACACAAAAACCCGUAUACACCUUGCUACACACUCCCAAUUACUCUCCCCCUAGUGAGACAGCCUUUUGCCAGCUUCCAACCCCCUCCACCCUCUCAUCUCCCCUCCAGGCAGGAGAUGCCAACAUAGUCUCAAGUGGCCACCUGAUCCAAGAAGCUCACUCCUCACCAGCAUCCCUCUCCAACCCAUUGUCCAUUCCAAUCCAUGUCUGAAGAGUUGGC